AUGCCUCUUCUACCGGUCGCUCUUUACGGGCUUGAAGUCCCAUGCGGCGAUGUCCUCAUCCCAGCAGUUCCCGACUUUCCAGCCACUUUCCGCAUCACUAUGGCUGCAAUUGAUCCCACUGAACCAGCUGAGCUCAACGAGAGCACCAAGGACUCCUCCCGCGCUACAUUGAAGAUCGUCCGCCAAGCAGAAGGCGAUGAGGAUAACGAGGACUACAUGCGUGAGCUGCUGGGCGAUAGCGAUAGCGGCUCUGACGAUGAAAGCGAGAGUGACGAGGAAGCCAAUGGAGGCCCAAGUGACCCUGCCAAAUCCAAGAAGGCUAGAAAGGCCGCUGCUUUAAAGCAGCUCAUGGAGUCCAUCAACACAGGUUCUGACGAGGAGAUGGAGGAUGCCGACAAAGCCGACAAAGCCGUCAAUGGCGCCAAGGCUGAUAAGAAGGGCAAGGCCAAGGCCACUGACGACGACGAGGAAGAAGAUGACGAGGAGGACAGCGGUGAUGAGGAGCUUGAGCUUGAGGAAUAUGUUCUCUGCACCCUCGACCCAGAGAAGAACUACCAACAACCCCUCGACAUCACCAUUGCUGAGAAUGAGCGUGUCUUCUUCAAGGUCUCUGGCACUCACACCAUCUACCUUACUGGCAACUACGUUAUCCCUGACGACAAUGGCCACAACCGCCACCAUGAGGUCUACGACUCCGACUCCGACUCUGAGGAUGAGGAUUACGAUCUGUCUCCUGAUGAGGACGAGCUUGAUCUCGAUGAUGAGGAGAGUGACGAUCUUGACGGGCUGGAGGACCCCCGCAUCACUGAAAUUGACACCGAUGAGGAAGAGGCACCAAAGCUUGUGAAGGCCGAUGAAAAGAAGGCCGAGACCAAAGGAAAGAACAAGCGUUCCGCUGAUGAGCUUGAGGAGGGCGCUUCUCUCGAUGAUGCCAUGGACAAGUCCCUCAAGGAUGGCGAGGAGCAGAAGCUUAGCAAGAAGCAGUUGAAGAAACUCAAGAAGAACAAUGGUGAGGCCGCUGAAGCGAAGGCUGAGGAGCAGAAGAAGAGCGAGACAAAGAACGACAAGAAGGUCCAAUUUGCCAAGAACCUCGAGCAAGGUCCAACCGGGUCUGCAGAAAAGGCCAAGGCCACUGAAGCGAAGAGCCUAGGCCCAAAGACCGUCCAAGGUGUUAAGAUCGAUGACAAGAAGCUUGGGAAGGGACCGGCUUGCAAGAAGGGUGACAAGGUCGGCAUGCGCUACAUUGGUAAACUCACAGAUGGCAAAGUGUUUGACUCGAACAAGAGUGGCAAGCCAUUUUCGUUCAAGCUCGGAACUGGCGAGGUUAUUAAGGGAUGGGAUAUCGGUGUCGCUGGCAUGUCAGUCGGUGGUGAACGAAGAAUCACUAUCCCCGCACACCUGGCGUACGGCAAGAAGGCAUUGCCUGGCAUCCCUGCUAACAGCACUCUGGUGUUCGACGUCAAGUUGUUGGAGAUCUCUUAG
This is a messenger RNA of Amorphotheca resinae ATCC 22711, 1482 nucleotides long. RefSeq lists its product as hypothetical. Bases 1 to 1482 code for a protein of 493 amino acids. The record is from RefSeq and is a predicted model, not a curated record. NCBI's taxonomy places the organism in Eukaryota, Fungi, Ascomycota, Leotiomycetes, Helotiales, Amorphothecaceae. Gene Ontology annotation, cellular component: nucleolus; chromatin. Gene Ontology annotation, molecular function: macrolide binding; peptidyl-prolyl cis-trans isomerase activity. The transcript has 5 exons.